UUCAUGCCUUGGAGAAAUAACAAGGUCCAUCGUAAAGUAAUCAGUUAGUUGAUUACUAAUUUUUGUUAUGGCUUCUCCAAAGAGCAAGGUACUAAUUUUUGGAGGCACUGGUUACCUUGGUAAAUACAUGGUGAAGGCCAGCGUUUCUCAAGGCCAUCCCACUUUUGUCUACGUUCGACCAAUCAAUCCCCAUGAUGCCCAUCCCUCUAAGCUUCAACUCCACGUACAGUUUCAAUCCAUGGGUGUCACCGUCUUCCAAGGUGGAUUGGACGAGCACGAUAAACUUGUGAUGGCUCUAAAACAAGUGGAUGUGGUUAUAUCUACGUUGCCUGUUCCUCAACAUCUUGACCAAGUCAAGAUAAUCAAGGCCAUAGCAGAAGCUGGUAACAUCAAGAGAUUUGUUCCAUCAGAGUAUGGGAAUGAAGUGGACAGAGUGAGUGGAUUGCCACCUUUUGAGGCUUUACUUGAAAAUAAAAGGAAGAUCAGAAGAGCCACGGAGGCAGCAGGGAUUUUCUACACUUACGUCUCUGCAAAUGCAUUCGCAGCUUAUUUCAUUGAUUAUUUGCUUCAUCCACAUGAAACUCGAGACCAAGUCAUAGUUUAUGGCACCGGUCAUGCCAAGGUGGUGUUGAAUUACGAAGAAGAUGUAGCUGCAUAUACUGUAAAAGCAGCGAGUGAUGAAAGAGUGGUGAAUAGGGUUAUUAUAUGUAGGCCCCAACACAACAUUACAACUCAAUUAGAUUUGAUAUCUUCUUGGGAGAGGAAGACAGGUCGUACACUGCAAAGAACCUAUGUUCCCGAGGAAGAGUUGGUCAAGCUCUCCGAAACUCUACCAUUUCCAGACAACAUACCUGUGUCAAUUAUUCAUAACAUAUUCAUAAAAGGAGAUCAGAUGAGUUUCGGACUCACAGAAGACGACUUGGAAGCCUCAAAGUUAUAUCCUGAUUACAAAUAUACUUCUGUGGACAAUUUACUCGACAUUUGCUUGGUCAAUCCUUCCAAGCCUCAAUUAUCUUCAUUUGCCUAAUUUCUUCGUAAAUUUAUUUCUGUAUUAUAUAUGUUCCACAAAAUAAAUUGUAUCGAUGAAUAUGUCUAGCUUUUGCACUUCUCAAAAUAAAGUCUGCUUUCAUAUA
Molecule: messenger RNA, 1133 nt
Organism: Humulus lupulus (European hop)
Lineage: Eukaryota; Viridiplantae; Streptophyta; Magnoliopsida; Rosales; Cannabaceae
Product: isoeugenol synthase 1-like
Exons: 5
Coding region: 68-1027 (319 amino acids)
Molecular function (GO): oxidoreductase activity
Source: RefSeq, a predicted model, not a curated record